UAUCAUUUGAAAUAGAUCUGGAUUAAUCUCUACGUUUUAUUUACAGUUCUUGUGUAGGAGAUUAUUACGGGAUGUCGUCUUUCAGCCAAACUCCCCUUUCAGAGUAUAGGCUAAAGGUCAACAUCCUAACACUACCAAUAACUUCAUGUGAUCAACUACAUGCUGUAACACUGGGAGUUAUGCAGGGAAAGGCAAAGGAAAAGAAGCCAUGGAAAGAGGGAGGAAAGAAGAGGAAACACCCCGGUGAAGAUGGGGAUGGAGGACAGAGGAAGAAGAGCUUGGGUGAAGAAGGAGACAAGGGACGGGGAGACGGUGGCAAGAAACGCCUGGAUGCUCUGAGUGUGGGGUACUUUCGUAGAGUUGGGGAAAGACUAAAUGAAGGCUUUGAAGAGGAUGAAGAGAGAGAGAUGUUUGUUGAGAAUGUCCUCACUGAAGUUAAAGGUAAAGCGACUCUGGUGGCCAUGGACCGGACAGGAAGCAUCACACUGCAGCGGUUGCUCCCGCUGUCCAGUCCCGACCAGGUGGGGGAGGUGCUGACUGAACUGGGCGGAGAAUCGGGCUCAGAGUUUAAGGCAGUUUCUUGUGACCGCUGCGGUGGACAUGUGGUGGAAAGUGCAAUCAGACAGAUGUCGAGGUGCACAGAACCUGCACAGAAGGAAUCCACCACAGAAGAAGAAGAAGAAGAGGAGACCUGUGGAGUACUGGAGGCUCAGGUGUUGGCGUUGAGUCAGGUGGUCAGGGACAACGGCACGGAGUUUAUUAAACACGUGCACGGCUCACAUGUGGUCCGAACACUUCUUCAUGUACUGGCAGGUUGUCUGGGACCCCCUCGCUCUGAAGCUCGACCAGGUCAGAAAGAGCGCAACGCUGCUACUCAGCUGACAGACUUUGAGAUUCCCACCUCAUUUUGGUACGAGCUGAAAAACCUCACUGAGACCUUGAUGGAAAACGUUAAUUUAAGUGUGACAGAUGCUGUUGCCAGUGCUGUGUUUCAGACCAUGCUGACAGUGUGUCACAGAAAACGGCCCAAGCUCUGCAAACAGCUCCUCAAACACAUCAUGGACUACCUGACGAGUCGCAGCGCCGCUCCAGGAGUCAGUCCCCUCCUGGUGUUCCUGAAGGACCAGGCCUCCAGUCACCUCAUCGAAACAAUCAUACAGCUUUCCCAUAAGGCCCUUCUCCGCAACAUCUAUAAAAACCACCUCAAGGGUCAGCUGGUGGACUUAGCCAUCCAUCCAAUCGCCAACUUCCCCAUACAGAGAUUAACUGCAGCCUCAGCCAGAUACAAGAUGUUCCUAAGGUUGUUUGACGAGCUUGUCCAGGGCGUAGAGGCCAUCCUGGCUGCUGGUCACAUGGGCGUCAUCAUCCAACUGGCAGAAAGCUGCGCAGAAAGUGAAGAGAAACAGGAAGAGCUGAUGCGGUGUCUUCUCAAUGCAUUCCAUUGCGCCGAGCCAGGUUCUCGACACGUCACCUGCCUCCCUCUCUUCAUGUCUCUGCUGACCUAUGAGGUGUACUACCACUCAGAAACAGCAGAGGGCGGCAUACACACAGAGAUCCCGCUAUCCUCCAUCUGUUACCACGGCUCCCGACUGGUCCAGGCACUGGCCAAGUUUAAAGAACGCUCCAUCCUGUUGAGCAGCCUUCGCACUCUGACCCCCGCUGACCUCCUGACGCUGGCCUCUGACCCGGCAGGCAGCCAUGUCCUUCAGGCCCUCAUCACCACCUCCAGUGACAAAGGAAGGGGCAAAAUCCUCAAGAGACUAGAGGGGCAGUUUGUCCAAAUGGCGUGCUCCAGGUUGGGUAGUCGAGUCCUAGAGGCCAUCUGGAACAGCGCUUCAGUCAAUCAGAGGCAAAGCAUUUCACAAGAAUUAGCGCCACAUGAGAACCAGCUGAGGUCUGAUCAGUUUGCUCGCCACGUAUGGGCCAAAUUCGCCCUCUCCCACUUUGUACAUAGGCGAGCCCACUGGUUAGAAAUCCAAACUGGAGAAUCUAAGAAGAGGAAGCUUUUCAGCGACAUUCUUGAUUGAGAAUAUUCAUAUUUGUAUCAUCUUUUAUUUUUUUCUACGUGUUGAAUGAAAAGAAAAACCCGAA
Messenger RNA from Sphaeramia orbicularis (orbiculate cardinalfish), 2091 nucleotides. It is a transcript of the gene nop9, whose product is annotated as NOP9 nucleolar protein. The coding region runs from base 72 to 2027 and encodes 651 amino acids. Gene Ontology annotation, cellular component: nucleolus; preribosome, small subunit precursor; 90S preribosome. NCBI's taxonomy places the organism in Eukaryota, Metazoa, Chordata, Actinopteri, Kurtiformes, Apogonidae. The transcript is spliced from 12 exons. The record is from RefSeq and is a predicted model, not a curated record. Gene Ontology annotation, biological process: endonucleolytic cleavage in 5'-ETS of tricistronic rRNA transcript (SSU-rRNA, 5.8S rRNA, LSU-rRNA); endonucleolytic cleavage to generate mature 5'-end of SSU-rRNA from (SSU-rRNA, 5.8S rRNA, LSU-rRNA); ribosomal small subunit export from nucleus. Gene Ontology annotation, molecular function: RNA binding.